AUGACGAUGGGAUUGCAAGAGCAGGUGAAUUUUUGUAAAGGUUGGUUCAUCUUUUUCCUCCUCUGCUUUUGUUUUGUGUUGCCCACAUUUUCAUUCAAUGAUUUCCAAAACCAGAAACAAAUCGAUGCACAAGCUUUGCUCGAGUUAAAAAUGUCUGUGAAAAUAGAUCCAACAUUUUCUCUAUCUAAUUGGGUAGCCGGAAAUAAUGUUUGCAAUUGGACUGGAAUAACCUGUAAUGACCAAAAACGGGUUGUGAGUGUGGUUCUCAAAUACAAGGAGCUGAGUGGUCAGAUUCCCCCUCAUAUGGGCAACAUCUCCUUCCUUACAACUCUCGACCUCUCUUAUAAUUAUUUGUCUGGCUCCAGUACCCACCAUUUUGGUAGAUUAGAGAAGCUGCAGUACCUUAACUUGGAUGGAAAUCAUUUGCAAGGUUCAAUUCCACCUAGUAUGGGCACAUGUACAAAUCUGUUGCAUCUCACAUUAGAAAAUAAUUUCUUGAGUGGAAGCAUACCGGCAGAGCUGAGUUCAUUGCACAACCUGGAAAUUGUAGACUCUGAAACUACUAUGUCUCUUCAGAGCCAACCGAUUAAUCAAAUUAAAUAA
This is a messenger RNA of Cryptomeria japonica (Japanese cedar), 603 nucleotides long. RefSeq names its product probable LRR receptor-like serine/threonine-protein kinase At3g47570. Gene Ontology annotation, molecular function: protein binding. Bases 1 to 603 code for a protein of 200 amino acids. The transcript has a single exon. Lineage: Eukaryota; Viridiplantae; Streptophyta; Pinopsida; Cupressales; Cupressaceae. The record is from RefSeq and is a predicted model, not a curated record.